AUGACGGCGCCCUCAAAUUCGCUCAAAGAAAACGAUCAUAAGCCCGAGCUACAAUCUCGCGUACCACAGCUUGACCGGCGUUCAACCAAUCUACCCGAUUCGACAAACAUAGGACUCAACACUGGUGUGAUUCUAAGCUCUGCCGCUGCCGCGCUGUCGUCUCUGAAUUUUGGUUGGUGCCUGGGAGAACCCAACAUUCCGGAAGACGUCAUUAGAAAUUGCAUAAAGGGGCCGCAGAAUCUCAUCAAUGGACUGCCGACAUGUCUGCCAAUGGGACACACAAUGUGGGGCUUGUUUGUUGGCCUAGUUGCACUGGGUGCUCUGGUGGGAUCGCUCUUCGCUGGGCGAGCUGCUGACCAAUUUGGUCGCAAAUACAUUCUGCUAGUGAACAAUGUGUUUUUCAUCACUGGCGCUCUGCUUCUGGGAACAUCCACUACUUUUGCACAACUGGCUGUUGGGCGUUUUGUCUCGGGAAUUGGAUGCUCUGCUAUUUUAAAUGAUUCCAAAACCAAGAAGUGUAGCGGUGUUGCUUCGACCGUGGUGGCAACAUACAACAGCGAGUGCGCUCCAGUCAAGGUGCGUGGUUUAAUAGGCACUGUCCUCCAGCUCUCAGUCGAAGUUGGGAUCUUUUUAGCACAGCUUAUCGCCGUAUUCCUGGUGGAAGUUCCAAACUGGCGUAUUUUAUUUGGCCUCAGUGGUGUUAUUUCUAUUGUUCAGCUUGCAUGGCUGCCAUUUAUGCCCGAGUCACCAAAGUUCCUGAUUGUGCACGGCAUGCGUGCUGAGGCCGCCCGCGCGCUGCAGUUUUUACGCCCAAACCACGACAUCUCGAUUGAGUUUCAAGCUAUGCUUGAUUUGGCCUCUGGUGUUAGCAGCGCUGCUGACAAUGGACACAUUGCCGACUGUGUUGACAAAAUCAGCUUUGUGCCAGACUCGAGCAGCGAGUGCAAUGAGCUGCCAAGCAAGCCCAAGACAAGUGUUGCGAGUAUUAGCUCGGUUCUUGGCACAAACACGCCGACCAGCGUGGGGGUCGUCGCCAUUUUCAAGGGGCAGACACCAGACACCAUCUGGCACCUUCUGUUCUGCACCAUGUUCCUGAUGGGGUUCCAGCAAUGGACAGGAACCAAGGGAAUUGUGUUCUACUCGACUGGGAUACUGGCAAAAAUGUUUAGUUUGAGCCCCACCCAGCUUCGCGAAACACCAAACACUGCGCAGUGGGUUACGAUCGGACUGGCUGCCACCGGUAUCAUUGCAGUUUUGUCAAGCAUGAGCUUGAUCGAUAGACUCGGCCGGCGGCGCCUGUUGCUUAUCAGUACCAGCGGACUGGCCAUGGCAUGCUUGCUCAUUGUCAUUGGCUGUGCCUGCAACGUACCGGUGCUGGCAGUGCUGGCCAUGUUUGCCUUCAAGUUAACCUAUGGGCUGGGAAUGGCACCCAUCCCAUGGCUGACGGCAUCGGAAAUGCUCCCAUACUAUACGCUGGGGACGCUGAGUGGCAUUGCAAGCGCCCUGAACUGGACAAUGAUUUUUGUAGUCGGCUUGCUAUUCCCAGCGCUUUCCAGAUUGCUCGGCGACUAUCUGUUUGUGCCAUUCGCAGCGCUAAACUUUUGUGCAUUUGUAGUGGUACUUUUGAUGGUACCCGAGACCAAGAACCGGCACAUCUCUGACAUCCUCUUCCAUCACGGCAAGCGCAUUCAUAUCGUAUUUUCCAUGGUCUGGAAAAGACAGUCAGAAGGCCAAGUGUAGAUCCACCAACAGGGAAUUGUCAUUUUUAAUAUAUGUCAAU
This is a messenger RNA of Kickxella alabastrina, 1780 nucleotides long. RefSeq names its product major facilitator superfamily domain-containing protein. Gene Ontology annotation, molecular function: transmembrane transporter activity. Gene Ontology annotation, cellular component: membrane. Lineage: Eukaryota; Fungi; Kickxellomycota; Kickxellomycetes; Kickxellales; Kickxellaceae. Gene Ontology annotation, biological process: transmembrane transport. Bases 1 to 1740 code for a protein of 579 amino acids. The record is from RefSeq and is a predicted model, not a curated record. The transcript has 4 exons.